Messenger RNA from Labeo rohita (rohu), 2297 nucleotides. RefSeq names its product chromosome 3 C17orf75 homolog (gene c3h17orf75). The transcript is spliced from 10 exons. The record is from RefSeq and is a predicted model, not a curated record. Bases 207 to 1391 code for a protein of 394 amino acids. Gene Ontology annotation, cellular component: trans-Golgi network. NCBI's taxonomy places the organism in Eukaryota, Metazoa, Chordata, Actinopteri, Cypriniformes, Cyprinidae.
UACGGCGCAUGCGUAACGUUACCAGUGUCGCUGUCACUACUAUGACUUUAAAUGUCACGUAGCAUUUAAAUAGUUUUUUUAAACAUAAUAGGCACACUGCUUCAAUGCAUUAACAUAUUUAGGACUAAAGUUUAUUAGUUAUCAGAACAGCACGUAAUUUGUAGCAGAUAUCAGUGUCGCUCGUCUUCUUUUGGCUCUGCAGAGACAUGUUUACAUCUCAGACCUCUUCCUUCCAGGAGUCCAUAGACGUGGAUGAAAGGGAUGCAGACUUCGACAACGAAGAGAUCGGCGGAUACAGCCAGAAAAUACAACAGAUUAACAGCUACUAUGCCAUAUAUUACUACCAGAACACAAGAUCUGAGGCUUCUGGAGAAAGUGUGGCCUGGAGCCAGAGGAGAUCAGACUCAACCACAAGUCAGGAAGACUUUAGUCUCACGCUGCUGGACGCCAGCUUGCCACCUGAGGCUGAGCCAGAACUACGAAGCUACAUCUCCCGCAGGCUGAGCAAAGGCGCUUUGCUAGGGGGCAUGGGUAACAUUGCCACUGUGGAGCUAAGCAUCCCUGAGCAAGCGGUGGGCUGUUACUGUUGUCUGCUGGAGCAGGAGAAAUCUCCAGAACAGCCUGAGGCCGAUGGCAACGGCUGGGUGGUGUGUCUUCUCGGAGGAUCAGAAAAGGGCCUGAAUCUAUUUAGAAUUGAGCUGGACAAGUACGUCCAGGGUCUGCAGGGCAGUUUGACUCCAGAGAUGCAUAAUUUGGAGACAGAAGUCAGGCCCUACUUGAACCGCUGGUAUGAAGAGUCAGUUAUGCACAUUCACAGAGUGGUUCAGCUGUUGCAGGCGAACGUCGGGUACCUUCUGCAUGCUGCUUUGAGUCACAAGCUUGUCGAGGUCACAGGGGCAGAUGAGAAGACAAAAGCAGAUGUGGCGAGAUUUAUCAAGGCAGCAAGCCUACAGGGUCUAGUUCAGGAAGACACCACUACAGCCUCGCUCUGUAAGGCCAUUUCAGAGGACUCUCACACCAGUCUGAUCAUCGACUGCUCAACCAGCCCACCUACAGUCACCAAUGAAGUCAGUAACCGGUUCUGCGAUGACUGGAUCCAGGCCUUCCUUAAUGCUGCUGAGCGCUUUAACCCUUUCCUUCUCCGUCAAAUCCUGGAGAACUUUAAACUUAAGGCCAUCCAGGACAUGAACAACCUGAAGCGCUUCAUCCGUCAGGCUGAAAUGAGUCACUACGCUCUUUUCCGCUGCUGUCUGUUCCUGCAGAGCUGUGGAAACGGGGACGUGCUGCUGCAGAACGCACGGGCCGAGCACAGCAGCCUUCCUGAGGCCUGUGGAAUCAUAAACGUGCUGGAGGAGUUCCUUGGUGAGCAAACACAGGGCACGGCGCACUGACACCACCGUGUUUCAUACACUCAUCUAUCUGACAGCACCUGGGAAGCAGCUGCCCAGAAUUCCUAACACAAAUUAUCAUAGCAGCGUUUGCAUUUUAAGCAACUUCAACAAACUUGAAUUGAAAACACUAAGUAUAGUCCGUCUUUGAGUGAGUAUUAGUUCAACAGCAAAGUUUGAAAAAAGAUUUUGCUAAGAUGUGCUGUGUGUUUAUAUGGGUGCUUGAUCAACUAAAUAGAUCCUAUAAAAUGGACCAAUGAAAAAUACAUGUGUGAUCAAACUUUAUUUAAAUCAUUUUUCUCAAUAAUGUGAAUAUAUUAACACAAUACUGUUUAUAUGUGACAACUGAUUUUAGGAUGUAGUCUCUAUUAUGUUGCAGUCACUGGUUUGAAGAUUUUUAAAACGGACAGUCCUGUAUGUUUACUGAAAUAGCAAACUGAAUUACGAAAGUACUCACAUAAUCAUGAAGCUCUGCACAAGCCAACAGCCUAUAAACACUCUACUUUGAUUUACUAUACUAUGACCUGCAUUGCCCGUUGUUGAUAGAUAUAUUUUUUGGUGAUGAAGUGCUUAAUUUGAUAAUAUUCUAUUAUUUUUUAGUAUAAAUAGUUUGAUUUAUGUUCUUGUUUGGUAUUACAGAUUUUUUCUUACCAAAGACAAACAAAACUUCCUGAUAAUCAUAAAAUUGGAUGUAAAUGUAAUAGUUAAAAAGAACAGAAUUGUGAGAAUCAUAUCCCUUAAAAAUCAUGUGUAUAUAUAUUGAUUCAUCUGUAAAUGGUGAUAAUGUUUAUAAUUAUCAUAAUUUAUGGUUUUCCUUCUUGUUCAGAUUUGACAUGACUGUACUGUGAAUAAUUUGUUCCGGGAACAUUUCAUUUGUGUGAACUUGUAACAUUAAAUAAAUAUUCAACA